AUGACGCAUACUCAACACUACUCAGCGCACAACCACCGAUCCAUAUGCUCCACUUUUAUUCGUGUGCAUAAUUUCUCGGCAUACGGCGGCAUGAGACAUGGAAGGAAAUUUAUGGAGGCAUGGUACUCCACGGUGGAUUCAAUCAAUAAAUGCAUCGAACUAGAUCCGAUUAGCGCACGACUACGUGUGAAGGAUCAACAUCUCAACCGAAAUAUUCAGGCAGAGUCGAAUAUCAGUUGCACAAGGAACAAUUUGGAAUCGGAUCAGCAAAGGUCACAAGCCAGAACCCAGAGCAAUCAAGGAAAGAGGUCACUCGAGCAUCAGCUAGAUUUAAGGCCAUCUGACGGCUUGCAUCAGGCCGCAGCAUGCUGGCAUUCCGAUCUGAUUUCUUCGAAUCUGCAUCAGCACCAAGUGCUUGUGCGCAUCACCACCUUGGGGUCCAUAAUGCGUCAACAUGUACGAUGUGCAGAAGUUUGGCGUAAAGUACAGGCGGCCAGCAACACAACUUUCACGUCAUUUAUGCUGUUAAAACUGACUUCCACAAGACACGUUACCGAAGCUGCCGCUGGUGGUGAUGACAACUUUACGGUAUUUAGCAGUAGGGCCAUAGGGUGGAAUAUGUGCCGCCUUUUCGCAUUGUCUGUGAUCAAAACUACGUGGAUGUUAUAUGAUGCAUACAUAAUUCCUGGGAGCUCUUCAAACAGCAAAGUUGCACAACAAGACGUUGCCGUCAAACACUACACACCCUGUCAGCAUUUACGGAUUCACGGAUUCACGGAUUGA
This is a messenger RNA of Opisthorchis viverrini, 783 nucleotides long. RefSeq lists its product as hypothetical. The transcript has 4 exons. The record is from RefSeq and is a predicted model, not a curated record. NCBI's taxonomy places the organism in Eukaryota, Metazoa, Platyhelminthes, Trematoda, Opisthorchiida, Opisthorchiidae. Bases 1 to 783 code for a protein of 260 amino acids.